Molecule: messenger RNA, 921 nt
Organism: Vicia villosa (hairy vetch)
Lineage: Eukaryota; Viridiplantae; Streptophyta; Magnoliopsida; Fabales; Fabaceae
Exons: 5
Coding region: 277-594 (105 amino acids)
Molecular function (GO): nucleic acid binding; RNA-DNA hybrid ribonuclease activity
Source: RefSeq, a predicted model, not a curated record
AUAAAGCUCCAUAUGAAUUGCUUGAUUUUCUUUAUCUUUUUGCUAAUUGAAAUCGUUUGUUAAGUUUUGACAUACAUAUGUUAACUCUAAAGUUUUAUAUCUCAUUUGCAGCCCACUUAUAUCCUUCAAUUCUCUGGUGUAACCGUUGGAAAUCCUGGACCAGCUGGUGCAGGAGUUAUACUGCUUGCUGAAGAUAGGACUGUGCUUGGUCAAUUCCGCGAGGGACUGGGACAUCAAACAGUUAAUGUUGCUGAGUUUCGCGCAUUAAUCUUAGGAAUGAAACAAGCGAUAAGGUUAGGAUAUAAGAACAUCAAAGCUGAAGGAGACUCCCGACUUGUUAUCAAUCAGUUUCAGGGACACUGGACAAUCGGUGAAGAAGAUAUAAAGGCGCUGCGUGAAGAGGCUGUGGAGUUGAAGGCUAACUUUCAUUCAUUCCGCGCCCUACACAUUCCUGAGACUCAUAACAGUGCAGCUGCUUCUCAAGCAUGCAAGGCUAUUAAUCUCAAAGAUGGUGUUGUUGAAGAAGGUAAUCAAGUUGAAGAUAAUAAUCAAGUUGAAGAUGAUAGUCAUGAUGAAGAAGAUAAUCUUGGUUAAUGAUCAUCUGACAGUGUGUGCCAUUCUCAAAAACUAUUGGCAAUUAUGUUACAUUUCAUGUUGAAGUUUUCCCUAACAAUUUAGCAUUGUGGGAGUUUUACAUAUAACACUUGGUAUCAAAAGUUGAAUGUUGCUUACAAUACUGCAAAAGUUGAACAUACUUCCAUGAGUAGAUGUCCACCAUUAUAGCAGUUUAUAUGGACAUGAAAAUACUGCUGUGAUGGUUGGAUUAUGCAUAUUUUGGAAUUUCUGUUUUCUAUAUUCAUUUGAAAAAAUCUUGUUAUGUGAUUAUCACAUUGAGUAUGAUUCAAGGUGAUUGAUGCUAUG